Molecule: messenger RNA, 1644 nt
Organism: Sphenostylis stenocarpa
Lineage: Eukaryota; Viridiplantae; Streptophyta; Magnoliopsida; Fabales; Fabaceae
Source: the annotation of a GenBank genome assembly
AUGGAGCAGGAAAUGGAGAAGAGAAAGAGAGGUAAAAAUGAAGAAAAAGAAGAAGAGAAAUGGGUGCAUGAUGAAUCUGUUGAUUAUAAGGGAAGAGUUCCUCUACGUGCUGCCACUGGUGUAUGGAAAGCUUCGUUUUUUGUCCUUGACCUCAAAACAGCAACCAACAAUGUAAACUACUGGAAAGGAGCAACAACCCUGUUGCCUCUAAUUGGGGGAUUUGUUGGUGAUGCCUACAGCGGUCGAUUUCGUAUGGUCCUUCUUUCUUCCUUCAUAUACCUCAAGAUAUGUGAUCAACCAAGUAAGGUUCAUAAAGUGGUUUUCUACCUUUCCCUAUACAGUAUCGCCUUGGGUACUGGAGGAUUCAAACCGUGCUUACAAAGUUUUGGAGCUGAUCAAUUUGAUGAUGAUCACCUAGAAGAACGAAAGAAGAAGAUGUCUUUCUUCAACUGGUGGACCUUUACACUCAGCUUUGCAUUGCUGCUUGGGACAACGGUGGUUGUUUAUGUUCAGGACUUUGUCAGCUGGGGAGUUGCUUGUCUCACCCUCACUAUUUUUAUGGCUCUCACUGUCAUUGCUUUUUAUUUGGGGAUGCCUUUCUACAGGUACAACACGAGACCAAAAGGAAACCCUUUCAUGCCAAUUCUACAAGUCCUAAUUGCAGCCAUAAGGAAGAGGAAUCUCUCUUGUCCUUCAAAUCCCGCUUUAUUGUAUGAAGUCACAAAGUCACAGAAUUCCCAAGGAAGGCUUCUAAGCCAUACCAGCAGGCUCAGGUUUCUUGAUAAGGCUGCAAUAGUUGAAGAACAGGAUAUUGAGCAGAAAGCAAGUCCAUGGAGACUAGCAACAGUGACAAGAGUGGAGGAGACAAAGCUUAUUCUGAAUGUUGUUCCCAUAUGGCUAACUUCAUUACUAGUUGGAGUAUGUAUAGCACAUGGCUCAACACUCUAUGUCAAACAAGCAGCCGCUAUGAACUUAAACAUAAAUAGCUUCAAAGUCCCACCAGCAUCCAUGGCGUCCCUUUCAGCCUUUGGCACAAUAGUAUUUGUCCCAAUAUAUGAUAGAAUUUUUGUUCCAAUUCUAAGGAAAGUCACUGGCAACGAAAGAGGCAUCAGCCUUCUUAGGAGAAUUGGCAUUGGCUUGACAUUCUCAGUAAUUCUCAUGGUUGUUGCUGCCUUAGUGGAAACAAAGAGAUUAAGAAUGGCUACACAUCAAGACCUGACAAUGAGGGAGACUAAGUAUGAGAAUAUGAGUGUGAUGUGGUUGAUACCCCAAUACUUGAUGAUGGGUAUUGGAAAUUCAUUUUCUCUAGUUGGUUUGCAAGAGUAUUUCUAUGACCAAGUUCCUGACUCAAUGAGAAGCUUAGGUAUGGCUUUGUAUCUUAGUGUGCUUGGAGGAGGAUUCUUCUUGAGCAGCUUUCUAAUAAUCAUUGUGGACUAUGUCACGGGGAAGAACGGCAAAAGUUGGAUUGCAAAAGACAUAAAUUCAAGCCGUCUAGAUAAGUUCUAUUGGUUGUUGGCUGUAUUCAAUGCUUUAAAUUUGUUUCUCUUUGUAAUAGUAGCAAAGAGGUACACUUAUAAGGCUAUACACAGGAAAGCUACGGAAAAUGAUGGUUCUAACAGUGAUGGGGUGGAGACGCUGCCAUGA